AUGGCACAGACAGGCGUCAGGGCGCUGUUAAUCGAGAAAAGGACGUCUAGAACACACGUCGGCCGUGCAGAUGGACUGGAAAGUCGCACCCUGGAGAUCCUGGACAGCUUUGGAAUAGGCCAGCAGAUAUGGAAUGAGGCAAAUCGCACUGUAGAAAUUUGUCUUUGGGACGACCGCAAAGAAGGCCUCCUUCGACGACAAAAGAUCUCCGCGAAUACCACACCAGGGCGUUCUAGGUUUCAGGAAUGCACGUUGAGCCAGGGCCGAGUUGAGGAGCAUUUGCAGAAAUUCAUCGAAUCGCACAAGAAUGUCGAGAUUCGACGAGGAACAGUUCCCACUUCUCUCGAAAUUGACCAUGCUCUCCUUGGUGAUGCUACUGCAUACCCCUUUCGAGUGCGUCUCGGAAACGCCCCUGUAGAAUCACGCAGCUUUCGCAAGCCCACAACCACAGUGGAAAAUUCCACAUGUCCAGAGAGCCAUUUUGAGGAGGUAGCAGCCAGAUACGUUGUCGGGUGCGACGGAGCCCACAGUUGGGUAAGGGCACAACUUGGAUUUCGCCCGGCAGGCAACUCUCUCAAUGAGCAGUGGGGGGUCCUUGACUUUGUACCAAUAACAAACUUCCCCGACAUCCGCAAAAGAAACGUGGUCAAAACCAGAUUUGGGAACCUUAUGAUUAUACCGCGAGAGAGAAGGAUGGUGCGGGUGUAUGUCCAAGUGUCCUCCACCACUGCCGCAGAGUACAAAGACUGUGAGAAUCGCGACUUGCUUAUGGAUGCUAUUCGGACCAUCAUGCAGCCUUAUUCCUUUAGUUAUUCACAUGUUGAAUGGUCUACUGUAUAUGAUGUUGGCCAAUGGAUCUGCCCUCAGGUUUCCCAUGCGGACCGCGCCUUCCUCGCUGGCGAUGCUGUGCAUGCGCAUUCCCCUAAGGCAGGCCAAGGUAUGAAUGCCAGCAUCCAAGAUGCCUAUAAUCUCGGCUGGAAGCUUGCCUCUGUGAUUCAGAGCGCCAUGCACCCGAGGAUGUUGCAAACGUACGGAGAAGAGAGGCUCAUGGUGGCGGAAAGACUGGUCAAUUUUGAUAAACGCAUCUGCAGAUAUAUGUGUGGAGUGAAGUCAGAGACGAGACCAUACGGCUCAUUCGACAAUGACCAUAUAUGCGCUCUUGAAGAGGAAAACUCCUCUGCAUCAGGCAUAGCGGUCACUUAUGCACCGAACGCCUUGAUUAGCUCAACAAAGCCACGGUGCUGUCUUGAAAGGGCCGGAUUGGCGCUUCCAUAUUUCAGCAAGCCCCAUCUGGCUAGGAAUAUCAAGAUCGGUGCUAGGAUGCCGAGCGAAAUUGUGGUCAGCCAGAGUGACGCUCGGCCGUGGGAAGUUCAAAGUCUCCUGAAAAGCACAGGGGAGUGGAACCUGAUUGUCUUUGGCGGCGAUAUCUUACAGGAGGCUCAAAGAAUACGAAUCAAUGCAUUAGCAACUGCACUCUCCUGUGAGGGCUCAUACAUGCGCCGAUUAAAUGAAAGACGCCAUGAGGGAUAUGUUGUUGGGACUAUCUCCAUCUACCUGAUUCAUUCCGCGAGUAGACUGGAUAUUGAGUUAUUAGAUCUGCCAGAAAUCUUCAGGCCGUUCAGUGAUAUGCAUGKGGUGGACUAUGGACGUGUUUAUGCAGACGAGAAGUCGUAUCACAAUGGUGGGGGCAAUGCAUAUUCGUCCUAUGGUAUCGCACCGGAAGGCUGUAUGAUUCUCCUCAGACCGGACCAGCACAUUUCCUUUAUCGGAGACUUGGAAGAUGUUGCCAAUCUCUCUAGAUAA
This is a messenger RNA of Aspergillus pseudoviridinutans, 1803 nucleotides long. RefSeq lists its product as uncharacterized. Bases 1 to 1803 code for a protein of 600 amino acids. The transcript has 5 exons. Lineage: Eukaryota; Fungi; Ascomycota; Eurotiomycetes; Eurotiales; Aspergillaceae. Gene Ontology annotation, molecular function: FAD binding. The record is from RefSeq and is a predicted model, not a curated record.